AUGUCCAGCAGCGCGGGCCGAGUACUACUUUGUGGCAACGACGUAAAAGAUGCGCCCUCCUACCAGUAUCUAGGGGUCGGCCCGCAACAUGAUGCCUUGGAUCUGAUGGGAACGGGACAGCAUCUUGAAUUCUACGCGCGAAUCAAGGGAGUCCAAGACGUUCGAUCCAAUGUGGAAUACCUCAUGAACAGACUAGAUCUUGCUGCACAUGCCAAGACCCAAGCAGGCAACCUCUCUGGCGGCAACAAGCGAAAGCUGAGUCUAGCUAUUGCACUUAUGGGCAAGCCACCAGUUGUAGUGCUUGAUGAGCCGACGACAGCCAUUGACGCUAUAGCCAAGCGGGCCUUUUGGUGCAUUGUGGAGGAUAUUGUCCAUGAUCAUUCGAUUCUACCACGCAUGGAAGAGACUGAAAGACUAGCCAAUAGAACAGCAAUUAUGGCCUCUCGCAUGCUUGCCAUUAGCUCGACAGCCCAUCUACGCACCAAGUACGGCCGCGGAUACUGUGUCAGUCUCUCUCUUCAAUCUGGUGCCCACGCCACAAACGCGGAAAUGCAGCGAGUGUUUUCCUUCUUCCAGCAGAAGAUGCAGGGAAGAAUCACGCUCGAGCGAGACAUGGUCCGCGGCCAGAUCUGGUUUGUCCUGGCUCCGAGCACCCACACUCACCCACACUCACCCACACGCCAAGAUAAUAUGUCCACACUCUUCGCCCGGCUGUACAGCGACUAUAACCGGCCCGCCAAGAUUGAGCGGCAGCGCCUGAUGGAUAAUGCAGACCUGAUCAUGCCAGAGGAUGCAGCGUGGGCGUACUAUCAGAAGCUUGUUUCACAGCAGGAGCUAGCUAUGUUGGCCAAAGUCGAUAUGAAGGCCUUUGUAAUUGGCCUGGAAAGCUUUCCCAAUCUCAGACGGGUUAUAAUCACGCCGCUAGCUCAUGGGCUUAUCUUUGCUCCCGGAUACGAGACGCCGAUGAUACGGGCAUUCCCCGAGGCAUUCAAUUACUCAAUGGAUACCGGGUCAGUCUCUUGUGAAUUUGUUAGGGACAAGUGGCGCGGCUAUCGGAAUGUCACUCGCUCUCUAGCAGAGUAUAGCCAUCUUCACCAUGUAACAAAGCUGAUUGUCGAGGACUCUCUUAUCCGCGUUGGCCUCAACAUCAACAUGUUUGAAGCACCAAACCAAGACUACAGCAACCUGGUUAAGAUUGUCUCGCGGCCUGGGUUUCAGCGUUUGGAUUCAUCUCUGAUCACCGGCGGCGAAAAGUGUCUUUACUGA
Molecule: messenger RNA, 1266 nt
Organism: [Torrubiella] hemipterigena
Lineage: Eukaryota; Fungi; Ascomycota; Sordariomycetes; Hypocreales; Clavicipitaceae
Source: the annotation of a GenBank genome assembly